Messenger RNA from Homalodisca vitripennis (glassy-winged sharpshooter), 1034 nucleotides. RefSeq lists its product as uncharacterized. Bases 484 to 783 code for a protein of 99 amino acids. The transcript has 4 exons. The record is from RefSeq and is a predicted model, not a curated record. NCBI's taxonomy places the organism in Eukaryota, Metazoa, Arthropoda, Insecta, Hemiptera, Cicadellidae.
UACUGAAUGUUUUUAUUUUGAUUAAUACAAAAUUUUGUUUUUUACAGUGUUUAUAAACUGUAAGUUUUUCUAAAAUAUCUCAUGUAACUAAAUUUGACAUUUCCUGUAUGUAUCUAUAAUAUUGACAUAAGAUGUGAACAAAUAGUUCUAAAAACGAAAUAUGUUACAGCUGAAGAAAAAAUUAGGAUAUCGGUUUCCCUGUUUUCAAUGUAAUGGUUUUUUAUAUUUAACCUUUUAGUGCCAGAGUCCUUUUUCUCAGUAUGUUGAAUAUAUUACCUCUAACGAGCCAACAGGGAUUUUCAGUAUGUUCCAUGAUCUGUGUGAAGUGUCAACAUCCAAUAAUCAGGACAAAGGAAAAACACACCAAUAAGCAACAAUUAAUCCUUUGUGGCAUUUCAGUCUUUCAUCUACCCUUUCACUGCUAACAGAUAACAAGUCUAUAAAAACAAAAGCUGUUUAACAACAUGACAUACUCAUGGCAGCAUGGAUGAAGGAAAAGAUCCAUCAAAACAAGAAAAUUAUGAUGAUCUGUCUUCGAUUCAAAGAACUGAGGACUCCUUCGAAUUAGACAAAAAAAUGUCCACGUGGAAAACUGAUGAUGAGUCUCUGCAGAAAUGCCUCAGAAGAUUGUCAGGAGAUCAACAUGACAUGAAAGUAAUACACAUGAAACUGACCAUGGUGAAGCAAUAUGUUCAGAGUAUACACGAAAACAUGCUAUGGCCGACAAGACAAUCUGGCUUGUUACAGCAGUCAUUUACGGCUUAUUCACUGCUGUAUCACUGAUGAAAGAUAUUUUAGAAUAAUACAGUUUGAUUUUCACUCUGUAGUAAUGUGUAAAAAAAUUCAUAACAAGUUUUAGUUAAGUGACUCUGUUUUAAAAUAAAUUUAUACCAAUAAUGUCUAAAGUAAGAAAAAAAAUUGUUAUAAUAUACUUUGGAUAACCGCAUUCUGGAAAACUGUUCCAUGUGUACUUUGAAUCUUCAUUGUAUCUUAAGCAUUUAUUGUGAAUGAACAUUAAAUUACUAGUAAACAAA